AUGGAGAAUUUGAAGCACAUUUUCAAUAUAACUCGAACUAUCCAAGAUACCAAGGCGGCUCUGGAUCAAGGAAAACUACUUGUAGCUCACAAAAACAUAAUGGAUCUUGAGCUGGCUAGGGAUGAGUUGUUAUUCGAGGUGCACAAGUCUGAUUCUCCCAACAAGGACUAUGAGAAAAAUGUGAAUUUCCGUUAUACUCUUUGUGGUAACCUUGAAUUAUUUCAAGAAGUUUUUAAGCUUCUCGUGACUUUCUUCAUAAAAGUCGAUGAAUUAGUAACUGAUCUGAGUAGCAACAUGUGGUUUAUUAUUGGCCGUGCGUUGGAGAUGGUGAAGGGCAGCGAAAGUGGUAGUGGUCCUCAAGAACUGGUCUCAUGUAUCCGUAUCAUUGAGCGUGAAGAACGAAUUGACAGCUACUACCUGGAUAAAAAAUCGCGUGGCAGUGUGUUUAUGCCGCCAGGACGACCUCGCCAAUGGCGAAAAAAAGCUUUUGAGGUUGGUGAUCAGCGCACGUCCUUACUACUUUGCCUUAUGUUAUGA
This is a messenger RNA of Cooperia oncophora, 537 nucleotides long. The record is from the annotation of a GenBank genome assembly. Lineage: Eukaryota; Metazoa; Nematoda; Chromadorea; Rhabditida; Trichostrongylidae.